Messenger RNA from Closterium sp. Naga37s-1, 2784 nucleotides. Lineage: Eukaryota; Viridiplantae; Streptophyta; Zygnematophyceae; Desmidiales; Closteriaceae. The record is from the annotation of a GenBank genome assembly.
AUGAGGGAGAGCGCGCCCCUCGCCUCUCUCUCCCUCGCGCUCUGCCUUGCUGCCUAUGCUGUGCCGCUGCUUGUGCCACUCGUGGUCCAGAUGCAAUCCCAGCCGUUGGUGGUGCAGAUGCUGCAGACGGGACUAGUGGCGACAGCUCUCCCUCUCACUGCUAUCCCAGCAACCAUGGAUGCAUUGGUGGACAUAGCAGGCGGAUCAGUGAACAUCCAUGUGCUCAUGACCAUCCCAGCAACCAUGGAUGCAUUGGUGGACAUAGCAGGCGGGGCAGUGAACAUCCAUGUGCUCAUGACCGUGGCAGCACUGGCAUCAGUGGCCAUGGGGAAUGCGCUCGAAGGGACCCUACUUCUUGCCAUGUUCUCCAUCUCCCAUAUAGCGGAGCAUUAUUUCACCGAAAAGGCUCUGGGCGACCUUUGCUCCUUGCAGGACAACAACCCUUCCACUGCUCUCCUCAUCGAUCCCUCCUGCCUCUCUUCUGUCGGUGCUUCUACUGCUGCUGCUGCUUCUGAAAACGGCGCCAGUGGCGGCAGCAACAGCAGCAACAGCAACGGCAGCAGCAACGGCAGCAGCAGCAGCAGCAGCAGCAGCAGCGGCGGCGGCGACGGUGGGAGCGAAAGGAGAGAAGGCAGGGUGGUGUUUCCGGGUCUGGCUGCCCUCUCAUGGUCCGAAGUGCCCGUAGCAGAUGUGCCGGUGGGGGCUAUGGUGCUGGUGAAAGCAGGAGAGGUCGUCCCUCUAGACUGCACCAUUCGCUUCGGCCGCUCCCUCCUCACCGCAGAGCACCUCACCGGCACCAACCUUUCUCUUCCUUCCCUGCUGCUCUGCUCUUUCUGCGCGCUCACGGCAUGCGCCGGCAAGUCACGGGGUUCGCUGUAUCGGGCACUGCCAGUGACGGUGGCAGUAUCGCCCUGUGCUAUCACUGUUGCCCCGCUCGCCUACUUCUGUGCUAUCACUGUUGCCCCGCUCGCCUACUUCUGUGCUCUCACUGUUGCCCCGCUCGCCUACUUCUGUGCUAUCACUGUUGCCCCGCUCGCCUACUUCUGUGCUAUCACUGUUGCCCCGCUCGCCUACUUCUGUGCUAUCACUGUUGCCCCGCUCGCCUACUUCUGUGCUCUCACUGUUGCCCCGCUCGCCUACUUCUGUGCUCUCACUGUUGCCCCGCUCGCCUACUUCUGUGCUCUCACUGUUGCCCCGCUCGCCUACUUCUGUGCUCUCACUGUUGCCCCGCUCGCCUACUUCUGUGCUAUCACUGUUGCCCCGCUCGCCUACUUCUGUGCUAUCACUGUUGCCCCGCUCGCCUACUUCUGUGCUCUCACUGUUGCCCCGCUCGCCUACUUCUGUGCUCUCACUGUUGCCCCGCUCGCCUACUUCUGUGCUCUCACUGUUGCCCCGCUCGCCUACUUCUGUGCUCUCACUGUUGCCCCGCUCGCCUACUUCUGUGCUAUCACUGUUGCCCCGCUCGCCUACUUCUGUGCUAUCACUGUUGCCCCGCUCGCCUACUUCUGUGCUCUCACUGUUGCCCCGCUCGCCUACUUCUGUGCUCUCACUGUUGCCCCGCUCGCCUACUUCUGUGCUCUCACUGUUGCCCCGCUCACCUACUUCUGUGCUCUCACUGUUGCCCCGCUCGCCUACUUCUGUGCUCUCACUGUUGCCCCGCUCGCCUACUUCUGUGCUCUCACUGUUGCCCCGCUCGCCUACUUCUGUGCUCUCACUGUUGCCCCGCUCGCCUACUUCUGUGCUCUCCCUGUUGCCCCGCUCGCCUACUUCUGUGCUCUCCCUGUUGCCCCGCUCGCCUACUUCUGUGCUCUCCCUGUUGCCCCGCUCGCCUACUUCUGUGCUCUCACUGUUGCCCCGCUCGCCUACUUCUGUGCUCUCACUGUUGCCCCGCUCGCCUACUUCUGUGCUCUCACUGCCUGUGCAGCCAAUGGCAUUCUGCUGAAGGGCGGCCAUGCCCUGGACGCCACAGCAGCAUGCGACACAGUGGCCUUUGACAAGACCGGAACGCUCACCACUGACCAACUCGCCCUGCGCUUCAUCCAACCUCUACACUCCCACGCACCGCACACCACUCCCUCGCUCCUCACACCCAACUCCGCACCUUCCUCUCCCUCCUCCUCCACCUCCUCUCCCUUCUCUUCCUCUACCUCAUCCCCCUCUUCAUCGUCCUCUCCUCAUUUUGGUGAAAGCGAGAGAUUUUGGGAGGACUGUACACUGGAGGAGACAGGGAUAGUUCACAGCCAUAGUCACGAGUGGGAGGAGACAGGGGUGGUGGUGGAGUGCAGCAGUGCGAGCUGUGAGGCAGAGGCGCUGGCAGUCGCUGCUGCUCUCGAGCAAGCCGCCACGCACCCCAUUGCCAGGUGGGUUGAGUUGGGUGUAGGGGUGUCGAAACGUCUCAAGACUCGGCAGGCGUGGUGGUGGAGUGCAGCAGUGCGAGCAAGCAGCCACUCACCCCAUUGCCAGUGCAGCAGUGCGAGCUGUGAGGUGGAGGCGCUGGCAGUGGCUGCUGCUCUUGAGCAAGCAGCCACUCACCCCAUUGCCAGAGCACCACAGGAGUAUGCAAACAGCAGGCGAGCUACUCUCACUGGAGUGAACAUGGAUCAGCUGCUGGUGGCAGGGCGAGGGCUCACAUCCCCCCAUCCCCACUCUUUCUCCUCACGCUCUUCCCCCCCCCUGAAGGGCCCUACAAGAGUAUGCAAACAGCAGGAGAGCUACUCUCACGGGGGUGAACGUGGAUCAGCUGCAGCUGGUGCCGGGGCGAGGACUCACAGCCACCAUCUCUAG